AAAACCGUCGUGGAAGCCUCUCAGCGCACCAAGCACAGUCUGGUCAUUUAAACCCCGCCCACCUUUUUUGUCUAGUCCCCGCCCCUUCUCACUCCCUGGCCGCCAGCAAGAACACCACGUCUACAAAUGACAACUCACCCGGAAGUGCUUUCUGCCUCUGUAAGGUGGAGGCCUGUUACCUCCGGGUCGUGGGUACGGUUUACUUCCCGUUCUGUUGGCCACGCCGCAGGUACCGGCUUGGGCUGCCGUUGUUCGCGUCCCUCGCAGCGUUGCGUUUGCGCCUCCGUCAGGGAAAUGUUGCUGAGGGGCUGGCAGGGCCCUAGUGGCUCCCUGGGAUUGUGGACCUUGCUCUUGUUGCUGCUGAACUUGGGUUGUGCUGUGCGCGCCUCGGAGAUCACCUUUGAAUUGCCCGACAACGCCAAGCAGUGCUUCUACGAGGAGAUCGUUCAGGGCACCAAGUGUACCCUGGAGUUCCAGGUGAUCACUGGAGGGCACUAUGACGUUGACUGCCGCUUAGAAGAUCCAGAUGGCAUUGUGCUGUACAAAGAAAUGAAGAAACAAUAUGAUAGCUUUACCUUUACUGCAACCAGAAAUGGAACAUACAAAUUUUGUUUCAGCAAUGAGUUCUCUACAUUCACACACAAGACAGUGUACUUUGAUUUCCAAGUUGGAGAUGAUCCUCCUCUGUUUCCUAGUGAAAACAGAGUCACUGCACUUACUCAGAUGGAGUCAGCAUGUGUUUCAAUUCACGAAGCUUUAAAAUCUGUCAUUGAUUACCAGACUCACUUUCGGUUGAGAGAAGCACAAGGUCGCAGCAGAGCUGAAGAUUUAAACACACGGGUGGCGUAUUGGUCAAUAGGAGAAGCUAUCAUUCUUCUUGUAGUUAGCAUUGGGCAGGUGUUUCUUCUCAAAAGCUUCUUCUCAGACAAAAGAACCACCACAACCCGUGUUGGAUCAUAACUCAUGUUGAGAAAAUGCUUCAAAUCCACUGUUUGUAAAAUACUGUUCUUCAAAUAAUUUCUAGUUAAAGAACAAUUAAACGUGGGGAACAUUUUAAAUACUUUUACCCUCCCUCCCCAGCCUAAAAUUGCAAAAUACAUAUUCCCCAAAAGCUGUGGAAAGUCUUUAUUUGUUACAUAUGGGUUUUCUCUUUUUGUUUGUCUGCUGAAAGACCUAACUUAAGGUUACUGGGUUUUUUUUAAUUAAUGAGACUGUUAGGAACAUAAUGCUUAAAAUUCUUUAAAUUGUGAUUUAGGUGAAUCUUCUGAUUUUUCAAAUUUGGGAGAUGUGAGAAUAAAAGCAAAGGUGAUUAGUCUCAAAACCUUGUACAGCGCUGUUUUGAUUUGCAGUGAACAUUCUUGUCAGAAGCAUUUCUUGCAUCUUCUUUUGCAGUACUAUAAUUUAGACUGGAUUCUAGGGAGACCAGUUCUCUGUUUCUUUAAAAGUCUGCAUGGUUUAUUGCAUUUUUCUUAAGUUAAAUAAGGAGAAUGUUCUGCAACUCUCAAAGUUGUUUGAAUCUUAGGGCUUGUUGUGGUGCUGCUUCUUUGAAAAAUCAGCUAGCUGAUCCACAAAUCAUUUGUCAGUCAGUUCCACUUGAAGUCAAUAGGACUAAGUUUAUAAAGUACAUGUGCACUGGGUUAAAUGGCCUAAGUGGUUUGAGGAUUAUAACUUGAACAGCUGGCUUAUUAAGCAAUGUGUGUACAAAUGCUGGUCAUGGCAGUAUAAUCUCACUAACUAUUCAGUUCUCCUAUAAAGAGUCUAAAUUAACAACUGAUGAAAAGUUUACUUUUGAUUGAUGUGAUGCAAUAAUCUGUUGCCUUGUCCUGAUUGCUACCAUUUUUGGACUAGAGGGCUAUUUUGUGCAGUGGUUCUCAAACUUCAGGGUAUGUGGGCUUUUUUGGCUUAUAGCCAGAACUGUUCUCCUUGCUCAUGCCUAAUAACAUCUUGAAUAUUUCUGUAAGUGUGUAAGAUUGCACAUCCUACCUUAUCUUCAAGCAAUCAAACUAAAAUUAACACUAUCGCCCCAAUCAAACACACCUAUAUGAAAAUAAGCCUCAUGAAAGCAAAAUUUGUUGAAACUAUGUAUGUAUAUUUUGGAUUUUAAAAGGCUUCUUUCAAAAGAAAAGCCUGUUUGCAGCGCUUGUAAGCAUAUGAAUACCACUAAGCUCAAAAGCUUACAAUUGCAGAAAUAUCUUUUGAUCUUUAAACCAGCUUGCCUCGCUACACUUGGGCAGCGUAGAUAUCAAUCCUGGAAAAACACAUCCAUUGCAGUUUCUUAGAUUUUAAUACUCUAUGAACCUAGACCAUUGUCUUAACUUUAAAUGCUGAUGGUGUGUUAAUGGGUGGAGUAGAUUUUCUCUAAUACAGAGUGGUUCAGUGUCAAAGCACUGAUGUUCAAAUUAAAAAUAACUAGUUUGGUUAGUUUAUUGGGGUUGUUAAAAUGUCCGUUUUCAUUACUGUUUGUGUGGCUUUUUAGAAAAUGAUGUGUUUUAGAGGAAGGGAAGACUACAGAGUUGUACUAGUUAAAAUCCUGCAGAAAUCUUAGUGCACAGUGUGUGUGUUUCUCCCACUGGCAUAAAAUAAACUUAUUUACUGUACUUGUCCAUUUCUUACAUUAAAUGUCAGUACUAGCCAUUCAGGAGGGCAGGUUAAGACAAUUUUCAUAACAUAAAACCUAUUCAAGAUGGAAUCUGCUUUCUUCUGCAACUUCUCUUUCUAUUAGUGAGGCAUAUUCUAGAGCCCCAUAUCAACCCUAUUGACAUUUAAUUAAGAUCGGUAUAGCAGUGUUAGGGGUUUGGCUAUAAACAGCAAAAAAUGGCAAAAAAAUUAUUCAAUAUUAUUUAUGAGCUGGCCAGUUGAGAGAUGUCUGUUGGACUGAAAACAGUCUAGAGCUAAGGAACUUUUAUAACUACCUUGUUAUGUUUACGUUGGGUGGAAUCAGAUAUCUAGUAGCCACUUAAAAGCAUUUUGGGUAGAGCGGGUGACAGCAUGAGGGAUGCAGCUUUCUGUAGGUUCUAAUAAUGUAACUAAACUCUGUUUCUCUAGCUUUUUAGCAGAGGAGAGGUAGUAGUAACACUUAUGUAACCACUGGCUAGAGUCUGCAUACAACUACUUUCUUGUACCAGGAAGAGUGGUACAGCGGUUGCUGUGCCAUUUGAGUAACUUAUAAAUUACUCAUAAGUAAUUUAUGAGUGGAGAUCUCAAGCCCCCUAAUAUAUGUUAAAUUGUGUGUGAGAAUUUUGCUUGUGUGUUUCCCUUCCUCUUCCUUGUCUCUUCCCAGUAAUAAGUUAAUGUGUAAUGGAGCUGAUUAGCUCAGUUAUUCCAAAUUGUGACACUUGCCUUUUCAACCUACUUGGUUCUAUCCAGACCACCUCGUACCAUUCUGUAAAACGUGCAGUCUUUUUUUAAAAAUGCCUUUUUCACAUAUUGUAUAUUUCAAGGUAGCUGCAUACGUUAUUGGAUUAGGAGUAGGGGUUAAUAGGCACAUAUACCAAUACAUGAGUGGGUAUAAAUUCCAACCAUUCUUCAAACAAAGCUGUUUGGAACACAUCUACGUCUGAAGUACAGUAAUAAGAUGCCAGGUUUCUGAAUUCUGUUGCUUAAGUCUACAUGUAUGUAUCGUGCUGUGAAGUGUCCCAUUCUUGAUAUAAUUUGCAAAAUUUUGUUAGUGUCAGUAAGACAAAGCUGGCCCUGUGAAUUUUAUGGGGUAAUAAAAUUAAUAUAAGGUGG
Molecule: messenger RNA, 3729 nt
Organism: Hemicordylus capensis (graceful crag lizard)
Lineage: Eukaryota; Metazoa; Chordata; Lepidosauria; Squamata; Cordylidae
Gene: TMED7
Product: transmembrane p24 trafficking protein 7
Exons: 4
Coding region: 127-960 (277 amino acids)
Biological process (GO): Golgi organization; endoplasmic reticulum to Golgi vesicle-mediated transport; intracellular protein transport
Cellular component (GO): COPII-coated ER to Golgi transport vesicle; Golgi apparatus; endoplasmic reticulum
Source: RefSeq, a predicted model, not a curated record